Linnemannia hyalina is the source of this 3825-nucleotide messenger RNA. Lineage: Eukaryota; Fungi; Mortierellomycota; Mortierellomycetes; Mortierellales; Mortierellaceae. The record is from the annotation of a GenBank genome assembly.
AUGGAUGACGACGACCAGUUCGAGUCCUGGCCUCGCAAAUCUGCCCGCAUCCGCGAUCGAGAAGCCACCAAGGCCGCCGAAGCUGCCAAAGCGUUGCAAGAGAAGGAGAACGAGUCGAAGCAUCAACAACGGGCCAAGCGCCGAAACCCCCCUUCUGCCCAGGUCCAGACACUCAAUCGAGCCAAGGCCGUUCAAGCCAAGGCUGUUCAAGCCAAUGCUACCCAAGCUGCCCACGGGAAGUCAACUACUUCUCCUUCUCGUUCUGCCAUGCUCAAGACCACCCAAGCCAAGAUUACUCAAGCAAAGCCCAUUCAAGCUGACCCCGGGAAGUCAGCUAUUUCGUCUACUCGUGCGGCUACUUUCAAGGCCAUCCGAGCCAAGGUCGAGCAAGCAAAGACCGAGCAAGCUGCCACCCCCCAUGAAAAGUCAACUCCUUCUUCUUGGCGCGCUACUGUCUCCUCGGUGUCGUUGUCUUCAACUCAGUCCGGUCCCUUCCAGCCCUGUCUUGACCCCGAAAAUAUCGACGUCGAUGUCGAAACCGAUGCUGAGGCUGCCUAUGUCACGGCUGUCGGCACCCCAAACUCCUCCUUGUCGUCUCCAUUAUCCUGUGGCACGGUAAUGGGCAAUGGUGAUGAGGACCUGGGUGUGGAUGAGAGUGACUGCGAUAUGAAUGCCGACUCUGAGAAUGAUGGGGAAGCAGAGGAGGAGGAUGAUGAUGAAGAGAUGCCUUCUUGUCUCGAAAUGCGUAUCCGCCCGAGUGUAUCCGGCAAGACUCUUCCUGGCGCUCGAACUCGUUCGCACCCUCGCUCUCACAGUCUUGGCAGCUAUGCUGAGGAGGACGGUGAUGAAGAAGGUCGUGAUGACGACGGGGUUGAAAGAGGUACUGGUGAAGACGAAGACGAAGAUGAAGGUGGUAGUGGAGACGAUGGUGAUGAGGAUGACGAACUUUUGUCCGAUACCGCCAGUGAAAGCUCCGAGCUCGAGUACUCUGAUGAAGAGUUGGACUACCCUGACGAUGAGGACUACGUAUAUGUCCCUUUGACAGGUAGAGAAUAUGCGGGAAGGAUGAUGAGAAAGUUCUUUGAGAGGUUUAUGGAGAGCAAAGAGUAUCUCCUCACCCCUUUGUCCUUUGUCAUCUACUGGAUGCCUACCACCGUCGAUGACAACACUCCCGAGGACACGUUUGAUCUCUACACCUUGCCUCUCAAGGCUAUGGACCGUGAAUGGGAUAAGGCUGAGGUGGUUGAUACCCUGCGCUCCGAUCAGGUCGCGCAUUGGCUGCAGAUCUCUAUUGGGAACCUCCUUGGGUUCUUGGUCCAGGCUACUCCUUCCGAGAUGAGCCGGUUGAACUAUUACUUGCACUUUCGACUUGACCUCAUGCGGACCAUGCAAGCCAUGCCAAGCUGCUUCGGGUGGCUCAACACAGACGACGACCCCCAGCCAGGCGACCCCGUCUACGAAGUCCUCCACCGUUUCCGCUCCCUCGACGAUGAGCAACAACGUCUCCUCCUCUGGUGCAUCAAGAAGGAGACCCGCAUCCGCCGCGAAGCCGACGCGCGUAACAAAAUCGACACCAUGCCCUACCGCCCCAUCGUCCAUGACGACUUUGACACCCGCGCCCAGCUCGAUUAUCUCCUCAAGACCUGGGACAUGCAUCGAGCCCGCACAUCCCCCGUCAUCGAGUUCCGCGCAUCCAAGAGGUUCUUCCCUGACUUUGUCGAUCUCCGCGCGAGGAACCGUUGGUUUGUCAAGGUCGAGGUUACGGAGGAGUCGUUGGAGGCGUUGACGCCGAAGGAGGUCCUGGAUACGAUUAAGGCAGAUCAUGAGUUCUUGCAUCAGCUUGAUUCAAGUCGUGCUGACUACCAAGAGUCCAAGAUGGUUGAGGAUGAGGUCGUCAUGGCUGCCCAAGACCCUCGUUUCCCGUUGGCACUUAUGGUUAACCCCCCUGCGCAAGCGCCAGCUCAAGUCCCCGGAGUACGCGCCUCUCCUCCGCAACCACGUGGACCUCCUCCCCUAUGUAUUCUCCUGCCUCCGCGUGGACCGCCACCCCCUCCAUGUCAACACAUGCAACAGCAGGUCACUGGCGGCCGCCCUACCUUCCAUACUUCUGCCUCAACUAUCUCCAUGAUGGCGCCUAUGCCACUUCCACACAUUCCAUUUCAAAACAUCGACGGGAACUCAGCCGCCCAGGCUUCUGCCUCAACUUCUUCCAUGGCGGCGCCUCUGCCUCUUCCGUCACACAUGCAAGCCCAAAUUACCAGUGUCGACCUAGCUCUCCGGGCCUCUGCUUCGACUACCCCCAUGAUGGCACCUCGGCCUCUUCCGUCACACAUGCAAGCCCAAACUACUAGUGUUGAAUCAGUCCUCCAGAUCUCAGCAUCGACUACACCCAUGCCUUUGCCCAUUGCAUACAUCCCACUGCAGACAACCAGCGGCGAAGCCACCCUCCAGGGUUCUGUCUCGACUACCCCAUUGCUGGCGACUCAGGCUCUCCCUCCUCAAUAUAUGCAGCUUCACACCACCGGUUAUGGUCCAGGCUUCCAAGGCUCUAUCUUGGCUGGACCCAUGGGGCCACCUCCAGUUCUUCCUCGUCCUCAGCAAUAUCAGCAACCUCUUCAUCCCCAGCAAUAUUUUCAACGUCAGCAAUCUCUUCACCCCCUGCAACCUCUUUAUCCUCAGCAACCUCUCCACCCUCUACAACGCCCACCACCACCCCUUCAGUUCCGCCAACCAAUACCGUCCCUCACCAUGAAUGCCAGCACCAGUGCCCUCCUCCACCGUAGGGCCCUAAAAGUCAUUUCGACCGACGAUAACUGGUGGCGCCACGAGCUCCUCCAAAUCAUGGAAUUCCAUCGCAAAAACUCGCCUACUACCCCACUCCAAUUCGACCUCCCCUUCAUGAACCAACACAUUGUCGAUCUCCAACGAGAUGUCCAGCGUGAGAGGCAGAGGUCUUUUGUGAGGAUCCUUUGCCAGAAGGCGCUGGUUGAUCAGCAGAGGCGGCGGGAGCAGGAGGCUGCGGCGAGGCAGCAGCAGGAGAUUCUGUUGCAGUUGGAGGUUGAAAGGCUGUUGAGGGAGCAGCAGCGACAGCAACAAGAGGCGAUGGCGGUGCAGUUACAGCAGGCCCUUCAGCCGUUGUUUGACCAGCAGCAACAGGAAGCUAUUGGGUUCGAGAUCCAGCGGAUGGUGGAGAUUCAGGGAGCGGAUCAGCGGCAACAGCAGCACCAGCAGAGCCUGCAAUAUUUGGCGGACCGUAUUCAGCAGCAAACGGCAGCGGAGGAGGUCCAACAAGUGCAGCAACAGCAGCAGCAGCUAGAGCAAGGAGAGGAGCAUCGGCAGCAGGUGCGGGAGCAAGAAUCACAAUCAGCAGAACAGCAGCAGCAGCAACAGAAGUUGGAGCCCCUUCAACAGCAGGCAGGGCAACGUCCCCAACAGCAAUCGGAAGAACAGCACCACUCUUCGACAGAGCAGCACCAGCACCAGCAAUCAGCUGAAAUCGAACAACUCCAACAACAGCAACUCGCCGAGACACAACAGCUCCUGGCGGAGCAGCAGCACUUAGUUCAACAACUUCAACUCCAGCAACAGGCUGAACAGUCCCAACUCCAACAAGAGUCGGACACAGAGAUACAGCAGCAGGAGUUGGCGGCACAGCUGCAACUGAUGAUGCAACAAUGGACCCAACAACACCAGCAGCAUCAAGUGUUGUUGGAGAACCUGCAGACGCAGCAGGUUGUGGCAGACUCGCAUCAACAGCGGCUUCUGGAGCGAGUUCAACAACCUAGCCCUGCUCUCUCUACACCACCCUCUCCGGAGGCGGACUAA